Macrobrachium nipponense is the source of this 1576-nucleotide messenger RNA. Its product is annotated as lysophospholipase-like protein 1. Gene Ontology annotation, cellular component: cytoplasm. Lineage: Eukaryota; Metazoa; Arthropoda; Malacostraca; Decapoda; Palaemonidae. The coding region runs from base 551 to 1129 and encodes 192 amino acids. The transcript has 5 exons. Gene Ontology annotation, molecular function: carboxylic ester hydrolase activity; palmitoyl-(protein) hydrolase activity. Gene Ontology annotation, biological process: protein depalmitoylation. The record is from RefSeq and is a predicted model, not a curated record.
AGUAAGGGUGGUAGCAUCUUCACUUUCUUUUAAGCAUAACCUCUCAUUAGAUUCCUUUGUCCAAUUGACAUAUUGGAAGUGUAGAUCAGUGAUCGCUUCUCAGUACGUGCGUGAAAUUGAAACGAUUUAUGACAACUGCAGUACCCUGGGUCCAAAUUCAGUUGCUGGUACCGUGUUGGGUAAGGGUGCAAAGGAAGUUGCUCCUUCCUAAUCUAUUCUCUUCACCUUGAACAAGGUUGUUUAGUCUUGAGGGGAGUCUAGGGGUACUAUUGUUGUACUAGGAGUACACGUCAGUUUUGUUUAAAUGGUUGGGUAUGGUUUUUAGAUAUGUUUGGUGGCGAUAGAAUUACUCUGGUGUUAUGUUGGUGAUGGUACUAUGUCCUUGCUAGCCACAGACUAUUCCUUAGCACAUGGAUCCCACUAAUGUAGAGGAUGACCCUUGGCUACACCGCCACCCUACUAGUUGAGAUGAGCAUAAUCCAGAGUAGUAAUCAUCUGUACAGCUCUCUUAACAGGGGGAACAGGUGUCAUUGCUCGACAGUCAUUAAAGAUGAUAUUAGGCAGAGAUUUCUCCUUUCCCCAUAUUCGUCUCAUUUAUCCUACUGCCCCAGUAAGACCAUAUACACUUGCUGGUGGUAUUCAUCGAAAUGUUUGGUUUGAUAGGCUUGGAAUGUCAUUAGAGACACCAGAUGAUCCCUCUACUUUGGAACCAAUAGCAGAAGAAAUUAGCCAGUUGAUUGAGAAGGAGAUCAGCUUAGGAAUAUCAGCUAAGAGAGUUAUAAUAGGUGGAUUUUCGAUGGGAGCCAGUCUUGCUAUGCAGGUUGGAUAUCGCUUUCGACCAGAUAUUGGUGGUGUAUUUGUUUUUUCAUCUUUUUUGAGCAAAAGUUCCGAAGUUUACAAGGUUCUUGAUUCAUCAUCUACAAAGAAACCCCUUCCACCGUUGUUGAUGUGCCAUGGAGCUGUUGAUGACAUUGUGCCGUACGAAUGGGGCCAUUACACUUUUGGUGAACUACAGAAAAGAGGCAUUCCUGCUGAGUUUCAUAGUUUCCCUCGUUUAGACCAUUCAUUGAAUGUUAAGGAAUUAAAUAUAUUACAGGCAUGGUUAUUGAAACAUUUACCAGAUGUGUGAACAGGAGAUGUUUUGCUUUGAAGUUUGAGAUGUAACAAUUUGUAGCAUAGGAAAGAUGUAGAGACUUAUCUAUGGGCCCAGAUUAAUUUCUCAAAGAGAAUUUGAAUGACCUGGAACCAAAUAUUUUGAAAUUGUGCUUAUCAAGCCUGUUGCCCAUUAAUAUUUCCUUAUUCUGGUGUUUCAUAAGACUACACUGAUAAAUUAUGCUUGUUAGACAAGGUCAUUGAACCAAAUCAGAGCUGUGAUACAGGUGCACACAUUGUUAUGAGAAGGAAUCAUUUGUUAAGUAUUUGUUUGUCAUGUACGUACUAGGAUCAACAGACAUCCAUAUGGCAGGUUUCAGACUGUUUUAUGAAGAAAAAUGUUUCAUUACAACUAACAGCAUCAAGUUUCACAAUGAUUCAUCACUGGUUUGGAUUUAAAUAAAAUACUCUUUAUUAUAAUUAA